AUGCUCCAAGCGCAGAGCCAACACGUCUUUUCCCACCAGCAGCAGUACCCGCAGGCUGAUCCCUCGUGGCUGCAGCACCAGCAACAUCAGCAACAGCACCACCAAGCCCAGGCACACCCCCAGCACCAGCAGCAGCAUGCCUCCCUGGUCGCUCAGCAGCACGCCCAAGUCCAGGCCGCCGCCGCCGCCGCCGCGCAGCAGCAGCAGCAGCAGCAGCAGCAGCAACAGCAACACUAUGGCCGUCUUGCCAUGAGCGGCAACGGUACUGCGAAUCCCGCGCAAGCCGCAGGCGGCGCUGGUGGCAUUGGGGGAGAGGGUCUGGCGAACGCGGUCUCCGUCAUGGACGGUGGGAUUAGCGAGGAGAACCGCAAGGUCUUCAUCUGGGUCGCAGAGCUUCUCGACCCCGCCCGUCGAGAGGCCGCUCUCAUGGAGUUGAGCAAGAAGCGCGAACAGGUUCCUGAGCUGGCAUUGGUAAUCUGGCAUUCCUUCGGUGUCAUGACGGCUUUGCUCCAGGAAAUUAUUUCUGUCUACCCCCUGUUGAACCCUUCUCAGUUGACUGCCGCCGCAUCAAAUCGAGUCUGCAAUGCGCUGGCGCUCUUGCAGUGUGUCGCAUCUCACAACGAGACAAGGACUCUUUUUCUGAACGCUCACAUCCCUCUGUUUCUAUAUCCCUUUCUCAACACGACCUCAAAAUCCCGCCCGUUCGAAUACCUCCGUCUGACUUCGCUGGGCGUUAUCGGCGCGCUCGUGAAGAAUGACUCGUCGGACGUCAUUAAUUUCCUCCUUACUACCGAGAUUAUUCCCCUCUGCCUUCGCAUCAUGGAGACCGGCUCGGAACUUAGCAAGACCGUCGCGAUCUUCAUUGUCCAGAAGAUCCUCCUGGACGAUAUCGGUCUGGCGUACAUCUGUGCCACAUAUGAGCGGUUCUAUGCUGUCGGCACAGUUCUAAGCAACAUGGUGACUCAGUUGGUAGAGCAACAAACGGUCCGACUUCUCAAGCACGUCGUGCGCUGCUUCCUUCGCGACAACAGCCGAGCCCGUGAGGCAUUGCGACAAUGUCUGCCCGAACCCCUCCGAGAUGCUACCUUCUCUUCUGUUCUCCGCGACGACGCAGCUACCAAGCGCUGCCUGGCCCAGCUCUUGAUCAACUUGUCGGAUAACGUCUCCGACGGAGCCCAGGCGGCCAUGUAA
Penicillium argentinense is the source of this 1191-nucleotide messenger RNA. Its product is annotated as Rcd1-like cell differentiation family protein. Lineage: Eukaryota; Fungi; Ascomycota; Eurotiomycetes; Eurotiales; Aspergillaceae. The coding region runs from base 1 to 1191 and encodes 396 amino acids. The transcript is spliced from 4 exons. The record is from RefSeq and is a predicted model, not a curated record. Gene Ontology annotation, cellular component: CCR4-NOT complex; CCR4-NOT core complex; P-body. Gene Ontology annotation, biological process: mRNA catabolic process; negative regulation of translation.